This is a messenger RNA of Anoplophora glabripennis (Asian longhorned beetle), 1367 nucleotides long. RefSeq names its product zinc finger protein 596. Gene Ontology annotation, cellular component: nucleus. The coding region runs from base 75 to 1313 and encodes 412 amino acids. Gene Ontology annotation, molecular function: zinc ion binding. Lineage: Eukaryota; Metazoa; Arthropoda; Insecta; Coleoptera; Cerambycidae. The transcript is spliced from 2 exons. The record is from RefSeq and is a predicted model, not a curated record.
GCUGUCUGUUUUUGUUUCUGGUUAACCUCAACGCAGCACAAACGAAACAUUUUGCAUUUGUUUAAAAAUCUGAUAUGAAUUCGAACCCGGCGACCUGCCUGAUAUGCCUGAAAAAUAACUACAACGAGACGAACUUGGUCUUAGUCGACGUAUUCACGCAGGAAUGGAAUAAUGUGACCUAUUUGAAUAAGCUACAGAGUGUAUUGAGUGCAGAAAUAACAGUCUUUGAGGAGACGCUAAUCUGCAGUGCUUGUGUGGACGAAUUAAAUAAGGCGUAUGAGUUUAAAGAAAGGGUUGUAAGCGCUUUGGAUUAUUGGAGCACGAAAUUCGAGGAAACAGUUACUUUCAGCAGUAAGGACAACGGACAGGAAGUGAUUGAUAUAAAGGACAAUAAUGAGAUUAAUGAAUUAAGUUCUUAUACCGAAGAUAUUGUUACUGCAGUAGAGCAAGACGUGGAAGUCAAAAAUGAAUCAUUAGAAAUUAAAGACCAAGGUGCAGGGAACGACUUGGAUUUUUCAAAUUUCCCUUGCCGCAAGUGCAAAGCUGUGUUUUUCACAGCUUCCGAGUUGGUCAACCAUGUUUGCGAUAAUAAAAGGACAAGUGUACCGGAUAAGAAAGUCGGGAAACGCAAGAAACAAAAACAGGGUACCUAUAAAUGUAAUUUUUGUGAUUUACACUUUUCCAAAGUGUGGAAAUUAACCAAGCACUUUGAAAUACACGACUCAGACAAGAAAUUCGUAUGUAACAUAUGCAACCAUGCUUUCAAACAGUCGUACCACUUACGGGAACACAUAACGACUCACACCGGGGAACGUAACUUUACUUGUGAGGUGUGCGGCAAAAAAUUCCAACGGUUGUCGUCGCAGAAAAGGCACAUGCGUACCCACAAUGCUGCUCCUGGAGAAAAGUCGAAAAAGACACCGUUUUUGUGCAACAUAUGCGGUAAAAGUUUUCCUUACUCCAACGGGGCCCAGAGACACAUGCGGAUACACACGGGAGACAAGCGGUAUAGGUGUGACGUUUGCAAUAGAACCUUCAAUCAGUCCACGCAUUUGAAAGUACAUUUAAGGACACACACGGGUGAGAGGCCUUAUAUGUGUAAUAUAUGCGGCGAUACGUUUUCUUUGAAAGCGUCUCUACAUAAACAUAUGAACGGACACAACGAGGCAAAGAACGAUGUGAAAAUCUUUCAGAACCUGGAGCCGAAUCUUAGUCGGACCAAGUGCGAAGAUGACGACGAAGAAAAGAAAGAUUUCAUUAUCGAUGAUCUACCUCUAUACGACCAAGGCUUUCUUAUUACCUGCAGCCAAUAGAGGGUUGUUUUUGUUAAUCUGUAAUUUCUGUUUUAUUUGUAAAUAUAAAUGGUU